AAACAGAGAUUGCUAAGAGGUGCAAUAAAUUCAACUUCCUCCUAUCUCUCUCUGCAAUAACAUAAAAACAAAAAUAUAAAUCAUACUAAUCUCUUUGUUGUUGGGAAACUCAGCUUUUGAUCAGAUGGCUCCACCGUCACCUGAAAUCCCCAAUCUGCAAGGGACUCAGCAUAAGCGUGUGACAGUCCAUAACAGCCAUGGUGAGGAACUGGUGGGCGUGCUACAUGAAACAAAUUCCCUGGAGCUUGUAAUUAUCUGCCAUGGUUUCAAAUCAUCGAAGGAUCGGAUUCCCAUGGUGAAUCUUGCUGAUGCUUUUGAGAAAGAAGGAAUCAGUGCCUUCCGCUUUGACUUUGCAGGAAAUGGUGAAAGCGAAGGUUCCUUUCAGUAUGGUAACUACCGCAGAGAAGCUGAUGAUCUUCGUGCCAUAGUUGAGCACUUCCAUGAAGAGGAGCGUUUCAUAGCAACAAUAGUUGGUCAUAGCAAAGGGGUGUGUGUGGUGCUUUUUGGAGGAUGGCGGUACCACUAUACCGGAACAGCAUGUGCAGUAUACCUAACAGAUGUUUCCUGGACUAUGCUGUUGUUUGAUUUGAGAGGAAAUGUUGUGCUCUUGUAUGCUUCGAGCUACAAGGAUGUAGAUGCUGUCGUAAAUAUUUCUGGUCGCUUCAAUCUUGAGAGAGGGAUAGAGGGUCGCUUGGGCAGAGACUUCAAGGAGAAGAUAAAGCAUGAUGGUUUUAUUGAUGUUAGAAACAGAAAAGGAAGAUUUGAAUAUCGUGUCACUGAGAAAAGUUUGAUGGAUCGUCUAACAACUGAUAUUCGUGGAGCAUGUCAAAAUAUUCCCAAUAGAUGCAGGGUAUUGACAGUCCAUGGUUCAAUGGACGAAAUGGUGCCAGUCGAAGACGCUAUGGAAUUCGCCAAGAAUGUGCCAAAUCAUAAAUUACAAAUUAUUGAAGGAGCUGAUCAUGAAUUUACUUCUCAUCAAGAUGAGUUGUCUUCCGCUGUGUUGGCUUUUGUGAAAGUGGAUUUACGUGGAAAUUACAUGGCUAUGCCAUCUCAAUCAUGCAAACCGAGUGGACAUAUACAUUCACGAUUAUGAUUCAGUAUCUUUCAGUUGUGUACAAGUUAACUAUUUAGUAACAAAGUAGCCACCGAAACAACUUCGAAGUGAAUAUAAUCAUUGUCAUUCAUCACUAACUAUAUUAAGUUCUUGAAGGACCAAAUAUGAGAAUUCGCGAGAUCACAUGAAAUUUAGUAUUUGAGUAUGUAUAGAUUAGAUACUAAAGAAGAUGGGGAAGAGUGCAUGAAAAGAAUAAUAUUAUAAUACUAAUGGGGUUGUUUUCUUUCCAAGUUUGCUGGGAAGAACAUCUUUCAACA
This is a messenger RNA of Capsicum annuum, 1371 nucleotides long. RefSeq lists its product as uncharacterized. Lineage: Eukaryota; Viridiplantae; Streptophyta; Magnoliopsida; Solanales; Solanaceae. The coding region runs from base 125 to 1093 and encodes 322 amino acids. The transcript is spliced from 8 exons. The record is from RefSeq and is a predicted model, not a curated record.